Dermatophagoides pteronyssinus (European house dust mite) is the source of this 1194-nucleotide messenger RNA. Its product is annotated as glutamate receptor-like. Gene Ontology annotation, cellular component: membrane. The record is from RefSeq and is a predicted model, not a curated record. Gene Ontology annotation, molecular function: ligand-gated monoatomic ion channel activity. NCBI's taxonomy places the organism in Eukaryota, Metazoa, Arthropoda, Arachnida, Sarcoptiformes, Pyroglyphidae.
AUAUAUGCGUCGAUUAUUUGCUGUAGUUCUAUGGGUUUUUCGAAAUCUCCGGUAGCGAACGCGUUAAAACACCGAUUAUAAAAUAUGAAAUUCGAUCUGCAUAAUCAAACCAUAUCUAUUGGAUUUUUAAAUUCAUUGCCUUAUACAUGGAUUCGUUGGGAUGAAUCAAUAAAAUCAUUCAAAUUGAUCGGCGGUAUGGAUCCACAAAUGUUUCAUUUAUUAAGUGAACAUUAUAAUUUUACCAUACAAUGGGUAACACCAGGUUAUUCACUUAGUUCAGAUAUUCGUAGACCAUUAGGUACACGUGCCGAUUUAAUCGAUAUGGUUUAUAAAAAAGAAAUUGAUCUUGCUGUUGGUGGAUUUAUGCAAACUGUACAACGAAAACAAUUUGUUGAUUUUCUUUAUCCAUAUACUAUUGAUCAGAUAAUGUUUGCUUAUCCACCAUUCGUUCAAGAUCGUGGCCGUAUUGAUCUUCUAUGGAAACCAUUUCAAUCAACCAUUUGGUUUAUAUUAUUAUUCAUGUUCAUUGGAUUAUGGUUAUUUUUAAAAAUGCCAUCAUUUUUUUCAACGAUUAGAACAAUGUUUUAUUGUCAUCAUCAACAUCGAAUACAAAAAAUUUCACAAACAAAAACCGAUCAUAAUCUUUUAUGGAUUUGUUUCUCUUUGCUUAUUCGUCAGCAAUAUUAUCAAUUAAAUUCAUCACAAAAAUCUAUUAAAGUUUUAGCUAUUUUCUGGACUUUUUGUUCGGUUAUAUUAACAUCUAGUUAUAUGGGUUCAUUUUCAUCAAUGUUAGCAUUACCAUCUGAAAUACCUAUCGAUACUAUUGAUGAAUUGACUAAAGCUAUUUUGGCUGGUAAAAUAACACCAAUGGGCAUUCGUAAUAGCAGUAUAGUUGAUGUUUUUUCUGAUUCUCCUUUGGAAACAUUUAAAGUAGUAUGGAAUCAUAUGACAUGGAUGCCAAAUCGAGCUUCAGCUUUGGAUUUGCUGAAAUCACAAAAUUUUCUACCAAAAUCCGAACGAAAACUUUAUGCAUUCAUAUUACCAAGAAAACAGUUACGAUUUUUUCAAUUAAGUUUAGGUCAGGAUUUUCUUUACAUUCCACCGGAAAAUGAGGAUUCUACAUUCUAUACAACAUUGGUAUCAACACCAACAUAUAAAUAUUUUAAAUAUUUUAAACCAUUUGAAAAAUUGUAA